Messenger RNA from Plectropomus leopardus (leopard coralgrouper), 2819 nucleotides. Its product is annotated as soluble guanylate cyclase 88E-like. Gene Ontology annotation, cellular component: guanylate cyclase complex, soluble. The record is from RefSeq and is a predicted model, not a curated record. Gene Ontology annotation, biological process: nitric oxide-cGMP-mediated signaling; cGMP biosynthetic process; response to oxygen levels. Gene Ontology annotation, molecular function: heme binding; guanylate cyclase activity. NCBI's taxonomy places the organism in Eukaryota, Metazoa, Chordata, Actinopteri, Perciformes, Serranidae.
AUGAGGUCUGUGUGUCUGCAGGUGUAUAGUGAGAGUGUGAUUCCUCGUAUUGCAAAGGCAGCCAGUGGAGUGACAGGGACACCCUACAAUGAGCUGAUGAACUCCUGGGGUGUCUACUUUCUUGGCUUUGUUGGAAAGUACGGCUAUGACAGGAUACUCAAGGUGCUGGGCCGUCAUGUGCGUGAUUUUGUCAAUGGCCUUGAUAAUCUUCACGAGUACCUGCGCUUCAGCUACCCCAAAGUGCAGCCUCCAACCUUCUUCUGCCAGGAGGAGUCAGCCACUGGAGUCACCCUCCACUACAGGAGUAAGCGCAAAGGCUACCUGCACUAUGCCAUGGGUCAGCUGAGGCAGAUGGGGAAACAGUUCUACGACACUGACAUCCAUGUGGAGGUGCUAUCUGAGCAGAUGGUUGGAGACUAUUCCCAUGUCACCAUGAGGCUUAACUUUGACAACUCAGCCUACCGUUACAUCAUGAAGGAGGAUGAGGAGGAGCAGGAAAUUUUGCCCAUCACCUCUGACUUCUUCUUCGAGGUCUUCCCCUUUAACAUAGUCUUCAGACAGGACAUGGUGGUGCACAACGUCGGCUCAGGCUUGGCUACAGUCUUCCCUGAUCUGGAUGGGAAGAAGAUCAAUGAUGCCUUCUUGCUGGCUCGCCCCCUAGUGGAGUUCACCUGGAACAUGAUCAUCUCCCAUCCCAACAACUUAUUUGAGAUCAUGUCCAAGGAGCCCGUGAAGAGAGAGAGGAACCUUCACAACCGAGUCCAGAAUUCGGACUAUGAAAAUGCCAAUCGCUCUGCUGACGUAGAUGUGGAGCUCAUGGCUUUCCAGUCCAUCAUUGGAGAUGAUUACAAAGACGGUAACAGCGCUAAUGCAAUGGAGAGCUGGGGCGAUGGGAGCCGCUGCCUCAAACUAAAAGGACAAAUGAGAUACAUGCCAGAGUGGGAGUCCAUCAUCUUCCUGGGAACCCCUGUGAUGGAGAGUCUCAGUGCAAUGUUUAAGACUGGCCUGUACAUCAAUGACCUGAGCAUGCACGACUCCAGCAGAGACCUGGUGCUGGCGGGCACACAGCAGUCAGAGGAGCUGAAGAGAGCUCUCAUACAGGAGCAGAAGAAGUCCAGUAAGCUGGAGGAGAGCAUGAAGAUGUUGGACUAUGAGAUGAAGAAGACUGAUGACCUCCUGUACAGGAUGAUUCCCAAACCAGUGGCUAAACGGCUGCGCAAAGGAGAGCCGGCUGUAAACACUUGUGAGGUGUUCCCAGAUGUGACCAUUCUCUUCAGCGAUGUAGUGGGAUUCACUCGCAUUUGCAGCCACAUCACUCCAAUGCAGGUGGUCUCCAUGCUCAACACCAUGUACACGCUGUUUGACACGCUCAGCGAGAAGCACCGCGUCUUCAAGGUGGAGACUAUUGGAGAUGCCUACAUGGUGGUGGCCGGGGCUCCAGAGAAGACAAAGUAUCAUGCUCACAACAUCUGUGACAUGGCCCUGGACAUGGUGCGCUCCAUAGAUCACCUGAAAGAUCCUUCCAAUGGCAACAACAUACAGAUCCGUGUUGGCAUCCAUUCUGGAAUGGUGGUGGCAGGUGUGGUGGGACACAAGAUGCCACGUUACGGUCUGCAUGGUGACACGGUCCACACUGCAUCUGCUAUGGAGAGCAAUGGAAAGGAGAUGCACAUUCAGCUCAGCAGCGCCACCUACGAGCACCUGAAAGGAAGUCAUUUUAUCUUUGAAAGGAGGGGCACCAUCACCAUCAAGGGGAAUGUUGAAAUCGAGACCUACUGGCUGAAAGGAAAGAGGGACAAAGAUGGGAAUGCUCAGGCGGCAUGUCCUCAGUUUGAAACCCAGACCAUCAGUAAAGCCAUCAGCAAGGCCAAUGUCUCAGGGCCUGAGGCCACAGGAGAUGAGGAGGGGCUGGUUUUCCCAGUGGUGGCGGGGCAGGACGAGGAUGAUGUCAAGUCUGUUCGCUCUCAUCAUAUCAAGAUGGAGAUAUCAGGUCAUUCUCUGGAGGAGUCGAUGGAGGAGUGUCGGGUGGAGGAGAUGUCGGUUCAUAAGUCCCACUACAAGGAUGCUUUGCAGGACGGCCUCCAGGACGCCCACCUGGAACUGGACUCACCUGGGUCUGACAGCAGAGACUCCAUCAUGGAGUCUCGUGCCAGUUCCUGUGACUCGCGCUGCUCAAAGAGUGCCACGUGCUCCAUAUCGUGAACCAACAUACAAGAUAGGUGGUGCUAUAGCCGGUGAUUUAAUUUGUCUUAACUGUUUCUAAAGCGCUUUAUAUAAAACUCCAUAAAUGUUAGGUCAAAUGUCAGAUAGGAAUGCCAUUUUUGCUGUUAUUUGGCAUUCUUGUAGUAAUGCCAUGAAAAUCUGCAUCGAUUUGUACAUGGUGUAGUCUGUAAUGCUUGAAAUUGCUAGUAGCCUUGUGUGGUGUUUUGUUGCACAGCUAAAUCAUCAGUACUUAUUUAGCUCUGACAAUACAGAAAUAAACUGUAGCUAUCAUUGUAUGAUUCACACUUAGAUCACAGUCAGACACUUCUCCAGUUAAUACCUCAAAUACAUCAGAUGUCUCAGAGGAAUUGCCAUUAAAGUGUUGUAACCAUUGUAUAACAUGUUUUAAAACCAAAAAGUGGUCACUGCCACAUAGUUCAGCUGCACACAAGCUCAGUAAUUUCCUGUUUGUUCUGCUACACCUUGUAGAUUUGACAUCUUGUUUCAUCCUUUGGAUAAAUCCCUCUGUAUCUCUCCCCAGUCCCACUCCCUCAUCUCUCCUUCAUCCUGCAUGUCUGGAUUCAUUGUUCUAUAUCAGUCUCGUCAAAUACACAGCC